CAGACAGACAGGAAGAUAGGGAGAACGACAGAUAGAGUGGCCAGUGUAAGCCCCAUCACUAUGGGCUCAAUGUGACGAUGGGGCUCUAUAACUGUUCCUUGUCUCCUGGCGUUCCCACCGUGAGGAAGAGGAGCAAGCGAGGCCGGUGGGGAAAGGGGAGGGGGUCCGACAGUCUGGCCUGAAUGACAGAGGAGACGCCCACGUGGGGUCAGCGGGGGGAGAAAGCCAGAGCUGGGCUCCCAGGCCCGGUCUGUCCUCACUGCCCCGCCCUGGGCUGUGCCGAGGAGUCGGACGACAUUCCGAGCUGCUCUGGUGAUCCCGAUGAAGUCUCGGAGACCGUCAGCAACCUGUCUGAGGACUUGGACUUUCCUGAUUACGAACGCUCGGAAUCGUCGAUCCCGUCGGACAGUCGGACGCUGUACGCGCUGUGUGUGGGGAACGCCAGCAGAGAGCUCCGGGACAGGCUGGUCUGUGGGGUGAGCGAGCAGGAGGUCAAGGAGUUGGACAGCAAUGGGAGGAACGGGCUGAUGAUCAGCUGCUACGAGGGGUUUGUGGACAUUGUAAACACAUUGGACAAAUGCCCAGGAAUAGACAUCAACCACCAGGACCACGAUGGCAACACAGCCCUAAUGAUAGCAGCUCAGGCGGGUCAUGCCACCAUCGUCAGUCACCUCCUGAACUACUACAGUGGGGCAGAGUUGGAGAUGAGAGAUGGGCGAGGAUUCACUGCUUUAAUGAAGGCAGCCAUACAGGGCAGAGCAGAGUGUGUCGCGGCACUGAUAAUGGCAGGAGCGGACGUGGAGGCUGUGGACGUGUAUCGGGGAAAGACGGCUCGGGAGUGGGCGCUGUUGACCGGCCGGUACGAGACUUCCUUGCGGAUUAAACGGCUUCUCCAGCGUCCCUGCCCUGACCAGCUGAUGGACACCUAUGUCCCCGAGUGGCCAGAGCUGAAGGAAAUGGUGGCCAUCAGGAGCCGGAGAGAGAAGAUCUUACAGCGUCUCUGCUCGUUUUUCACCCUGAAGUUCCCCUGUGGCCCCGAGGACAACGGGGCGAUGGACCAGCUGGUCAGGAUGACCACUAGCCUGGCCAGCCCCUUCCUCACCACAGGCUGUUGCACGGUAUCUCCAGGGACCCCCCCACAGGUCGGGAAGAGAUGCCAAGCUGUGCCGGAUAUCCUCCUCAACACCUCCUCGCUUCACACGGCAAAGGAUGGGAAGGUGGAGUGGGAAGAAAAGGAACCAUUGAACGGGGGCAUCUCUCACUGCGAAUCGGAGAAGAUCAUCGGGACGGAGACCGGCGCGGGGGAGAGGAGGGCGAGUGCGUGGUCCGCCCAGCCCCGUGGGGUGACCAGCUUCCCCUCCAGCAGGACAAAGCAGAGAAACAGCAUAGUUCCGACCGACUGCGUCCCCCAAAUCUUCCUGGUCAAGGCUUCUCCGCCCACGUGCCGGAGAGAGAAGGAGAAGCGACAAAGGAAAACAAAGAACCGGCAGCUCCUCCAGCUCCCCAAGUGGAAAUAUAAGGAGCUGAAGGAGGAGAAGAAGAAGGCGGAGGCUCUGAGGAAGAAAUGAGAGAGAAAGAGAAGGAGAGAAAAGAGAGGAAAGGGAAAUGAGCGUCUCGUCUGGCCUCGAAGGGAGAGGAAUUUGCAACGUUUAAAUAAUAACAAUAAUAAUAAUAAUCCUUGCGCUUGAUAUAGCGCC
Callorhinchus milii (elephant shark) is the source of this 1697-nucleotide messenger RNA. RefSeq names its product photoreceptor ankyrin repeat protein. Gene Ontology annotation, molecular function: protein binding. Bases 183 to 1568 code for a protein of 461 amino acids. The transcript is spliced from 5 exons. The record is from RefSeq and is a predicted model, not a curated record. NCBI's taxonomy places the organism in Eukaryota, Metazoa, Chordata, Chondrichthyes, Chimaeriformes, Callorhinchidae.